Molecule: messenger RNA, 1441 nt
Organism: Triplophysa dalaica
Lineage: Eukaryota; Metazoa; Chordata; Actinopteri; Cypriniformes; Nemacheilidae
Gene: serpinb1l3
Product: serpin peptidase inhibitor, clade B (ovalbumin), member 1, like 3
Exons: 7
Coding region: 154-1296 (380 amino acids)
Biological process (GO): negative regulation of endopeptidase activity
Molecular function (GO): serine-type endopeptidase inhibitor activity
Source: RefSeq, a predicted model, not a curated record
CUUGAGUGAACCCACCCCUCGUGUCACCGCGUGCGUGCGCGUGUUUAUGAGGGUGUGUCUGCUCAUAUAAACGCUUGAGUCGCUCACUCCGGUGAUUCACGCGCUGCGGCUGAACUCGUGCAUCGGAAGAAUCGCAACAUCACCUGUGAGGAUAUGGAGUCUGUUUCUGCAGCGAACACGCACUUUUCCCUCAAUGUGUUUCAGAAGAUCAGUGAGGGAAACCUGUCAGCGAACGUCUUUUAUUCUCCUCUGAGUCUCUCUGCGGCUCUUUCGAUGCUGUCGCUCGGUGCAGCAGGAAACACAGCAGCGCAGAUGUGUCAGACUUUGCAUUUUGGCAAUGCAGACGCUGAUGUUCAUGUUGGUUUCAGCAAGCUCACGAGUGAACUGAAUAAAGCAGAAUCUCCCUAUACUCUGAGUCUCGCCAGUCGUCUGUAUGGAGAGCAGUCCUACCAGUUUGUUGAGACAUUUCUUAGUGACACAAAACGACACUAUCAGGCUGGACUGGAGACUGUGGACUUCAUAAAAAACGCAGAAGCUGCACGUGUCAACAUCAACGACUGGGUGGAGAAAAACACUCGAGAAAAGAUUAAGAAUCUGCUGGGUGAGGGAGACGUGGAUGCUCUGUCCAGACUGGUGCUUGUCAAUGCCAUUUACUUCAAGGGCAGCUGGGAGAGAAAAUUCCAAGUGGAAAGAACCACAGAGGAGGCGUUCAGGUUGAACAAAGACGAAAAGAAGCCCAUACGGAUGAUGCAUCUGAAGGCAAGGUUUCCUCUGGCCUUCAUUCCUGAUGUGCACUGUCAGAUUCUGGAGCUGCCGUACGUCGGGAAAGAUCUCAGCAUGCUGAUCAUGCUUCCGAAUGAGAUGGAGGACGACACCACUGGUCUUCAGAAGCUUGAGAAAGCACUGACCUACGAGAACUUCACGGAGUGGACCCGAUCCGACAUGAUGGAUACGCUGGAAGUUGAAGUAUCUCUGCCCAGAUUCAAGAUGGAGGAGACGUAUGACAUGAAAGGUCUACUGCUCAGCCUGGGAAUGGUGGACGCAUUCGAUUUGCAGAAGGCAGAUUUCUCAGGCAUGUCUCCCAACAAUGAUCUGGUGCUGUCUAAAGUGGUGCAUAAAUCCUUUGUGGAAGUCAACGAAGAGGGAACGGAAGCUGCCGCGGCCACGGGCGCAGUCAUGAUGAUGCGCUGUCUCCGGCGUCCUGAGCGAUUCAAUGCCGAUCACCCUUUUCUCUUCUUCAUACGACACAAUCCCACCAAGAGCGUUCUGUUCUACGGACGCUUCUGCUCUCCUUGACCCAUGUCAUCACUGCACUGUGUGUUUCCCUAUCAUCUCAUCGACCCAUUUGUUUGGAUUUGAUGGAUGUGUGCUGGAGAUAAAUGCUCUCUAUGCUUGUUUAAUGUAACAUGAUUUCAAAUAAAGAAAGUGUUAGCCCAACUGA